This is a messenger RNA of Cetraspora pellucida, 1599 nucleotides long. The record is from the annotation of a GenBank genome assembly. Lineage: Eukaryota; Fungi; Glomeromycota; Glomeromycetes; Diversisporales; Gigasporaceae.
AUGUCGCCGCAAAGAAGAGUUGAAGAAGAACUUCACGAAAAUGCACAUAUUGAUUAUAGUCGUGUUUCCAUCACAUGGAAUCCUUCAGUUGCUCAAUUAUACGAAGAUGCCUUGAAAUAUGAAGAGGGAUCCGCCAUUUCUUCGACUGGAGCCCUAGUGACGGCUUCUGGUAAUAAAACUGGUCGCUCUCCUAAGGACAAACGUAUAGUUGACGAACCUGGUUCUUCUAAAAACAUUUGGUGGGGUCCCGUUAAUACAAAGUUACCCGAGCAUGUCUUUCUUAUUAACCGUGAACGUGCCGUUGAUUAUUUAAAUACUCGCAAGAGAAUAUACGUCUUUGAUGGUUUUGCUGGAUGGGAUCCCAAAUACCGUAUCAAAGUUCGUGUUAUAUCUGCUCGCGCCUAUCACUCUUUGUUCAUGCGAAACAUGUUAAUCCGUCCUACUGAAGAGGAACUCGAAUCUUAUGGCUCGCCUGAUUUCACCAUUUACAACGCCGGAGCUUUUCCAGCAAAUCGUUAUACCACUGGCAUGACCUCGACUACUUCUGUUGCCAUUAAUUUUCAUAUGAACGAAAUGGUCAUUCUAGGUACAGAAUUCAGCGUAAUGCAUUAUUACAUGCCUAUUAAGCACAAUGUUUUGUCAUUGCAUUCUUCUGCUAACGAGGGCCCCGAUGGUGACGUGUCAAUUUUCUUUGGUCUAUCUGGAACCGGAAAAACCACUCUCUCGGCUGAUCCAAAGCGUUCGUUAAUCGGUGACGAUGAACAUUGUUGGUCAGAUAAUGGUGUUUUUAAUAUUGAAGGUGGUUGUUAUGCAAAAUGCAUACACUUAUCUCCCGAAAAUGAACCGGAAAUUUUCCAUGCCAUCCGAUUUGGUUCAGUUUUGGAAAACGUUAUCUAUAACCCUCAUACUCGAGUUGUAAACUAUGAUGAUGAUGCAUUGACAGAAAACACGCGUUGCGCUUAUCCUAUAGAAUACAUUCCUAACGCCAAAAUACCAUGUAUUUCAUCAAAUCACCCCAAAAAUAUCAUUUUAUUAACUUGCGAUGCUUAUGGUGUCCUCCCACCAGUCUCCAAACUUACUUCAGCUCAAGCUAUGUACCACUUUAUUUCUGGUUAUACGGCCAAGAUUGCAGGAACAGAAGAUGGUGUUACACAGCCGGAAGCUACAUUCUCAGCUUGUUUUGGUCAACCUUUCCUUGUACUCCAUCCAGCACGUUAUGCAAAAAUGUUGGCCGAAAGAAUGGAACUUCAUUCAGCCGACGCUUGGUUGGUUAAUACCGGAUGGAACGGUGGCGCGUAUGGUGUUGGCGAACGCAUAAAGCUCAAAUAUUCCCGUGAUAUUAUAGAUGCCAUUCACUCUGGAGAACUUGCCAAAGCUAAAUAUGAACUUUAUGAUGUCUUUAAUUUACAAAUUCCAACAUCAUGUACGGGUGUUCCAUCUGAAAUUCUAAAUCCUUCAAAAACUUGGAAAGGGUCUGAAGAGAGUUAUGUUAAAACUCGGAAUUUACUUGCCCAAAGUUUUAUUAAAAACUUUAUGCAAUAUGAAGACCAGGCUUCACCCGAAGUUUUGUUGGCUGGUCCAAUGCUUUCCUCAGCUUGA